AUGUACACAGCAUCACCGAGCGUGCCCAAUCAAGCCAACAACCCAGAAAUGGACCAGAACCACCAAAGGGCUUUGAGAGCUCAUCAAUUCCACCCUGCCAGACCCGCCAUUAUCGAUCUCUUCAACCUUUACUUAGGGAGAAGUGUCCGCCAAAAAUCAGAUGACUCGAUUCGAGAACUUCCGAAUAAAACACAGAAGCGUGUUACUGCUCUUAAUAGAGAACUUCCACCUCGAAAUGAACAAUUCCUUUUAGAUUUUGAGCAGCUUCAGAGCCAGUUUUCUGACCAGGAGCAACUACGUGCGUUGACAGAAUCUGUUCUUAUUUCUUUGGUUACUCAGUGUAGUGGUCAUGCACCCCGGGCGGAAUUUCUUCUCUUUGCUUUACGUAGUUUGUGCAGCAUUGGUUACAUAUAUUGGGAUUCAUUUCUGCCCUCCCUUCUUUCCUCAGUUUCCUCAGCUGAGAUAUCAGUUGGUCAAGGGAGUCAGCCAGUGGCUGCUGUCUCUUCUAUAAAUUUAUCACAGUCUGGUCCGUUGCUGUCAUCCAGCACAAUCCCAAAUUCCUCUAAUUUUCAGUCUUCAAAUCCUGCAUCUCCUUUGCCUUCAGUUCAUGGUAUUGCAUCACCAUCUCAGUCAGCUACUGAGCCAUCUUGUGUGACUUUGUUACCGGUAAAACCUUCUGAUAUGACCUGCACAGGACAACAGACUACAAUAGCGACCAAUUUAUCUGUCAGAGAUAAUGCUAUAAGUAGUUUGCGCCAGUUGUGUUGCAAGAUAGUUUUGACUGGCCUCGAGUCCUAUUUAAAGCCAGUCACUCAUGCUGAUAUUUUCUACCAUAUGCUUAAUUGGCUAGUCAAUUGGGAUCAGAGACAACAGGGGAUCGAUGAGACUGAUGGUGCAAAAUCCUGGAAACCUGACAAGGCCCUAAUUGAAUGGCUUCGAAGUUGUUUGGAUGUGAUUUGGCUGCUGGUAGAGGAUGAUAAAUGCCGUGUACCAUUUUAUGAACUACUGCGUAGUGGCUUGCAGUUCAUAGAAAAUAUACCGGAUGAUGAAGCAUUAUUUACACUUAUUUUGGAAAUCCAUAGGAGGCGAGAUAUGAUGGCUAUGCACAUGCAAAUGUUAGAUCAACACCUGCACUGCCCUUCUUUUGGUACUCCUCGGCUUUUGCCUCAGGCACCUACUAAUAUAUCUUGUGAACCAGUGACUCACAUGAGAUUUUCGCCAAUCACCUACCCAAGUGUGCUUGGAGAACCCUUGCAUGGAGAGAUGGUUUCACAUUCAGAUGUUUUAUCCUUAAAUUUCCUUGAGGCAUUAAUAAUUCGUAUACAGAAAUGGAACCGUUUGACCAGGGUGAUUGGCUGUGGGAUUCCAAAGAAUCAGGUCCAGACAUAUGGAGAUUUUUCUUCCUUUUUAGGAAAGGAAAUUCUAGACAACUAUGAUUGGGGAGAUCUCAAUGGCCAAAGAAAAAGGGUGAUUGGCUGUGGGAUUCCAAAGAAUCAGGUCCAGACAUAUGGAGAUUUUUCUUCCUUUUUAGGAAAGGAAAUUCUAGACAACUAUGAUUGGGGAGAUCUCAAUGGCCAAAGAAAAAGGUGA
This is a messenger RNA of Ilex paraguariensis (yerba mate), 1590 nucleotides long. The record is from the annotation of a GenBank genome assembly. NCBI's taxonomy places the organism in Eukaryota, Viridiplantae, Streptophyta, Magnoliopsida, Aquifoliales, Aquifoliaceae.